This is a messenger RNA of Capsella rubella, 802 nucleotides long. Its product is annotated as putative Delta(7)-sterol-C5(6)-desaturase 2. Lineage: Eukaryota; Viridiplantae; Streptophyta; Magnoliopsida; Brassicales; Brassicaceae. Gene Ontology annotation, molecular function: iron ion binding; oxidoreductase activity. The coding region runs from base 16 to 594 and encodes 192 amino acids. The record is from RefSeq and is a predicted model, not a curated record. Gene Ontology annotation, biological process: lipid biosynthetic process. The transcript has 2 exons.
CCUACAAGAAAGGCAAUGAUUCUCCACAUAUCUGUGGCAAUGAAGGCUAUGCUUUGGCACAGUCUUCUUCCAGCAUUCACUGAGUAUAUGAUCGAGCAUGGUUGGACCAAAUGUUACUCUACACUUGACGAUUUCCUCUGUUUCCUCUACAUAAUUCUCUAUCUUGUUCUAGUUGAGAUUGGGGUUUAUUGGGUUCACAAAACGCUGCAUGACAUUAAAUUUCUCUAUAAGCAUAUCCAUGCGACCCAUCACAUCUACAACGAGAAAAACACAAUCUCUCCAUUUGCUGGGUUCGCAUUCCAUCCGGUUGACGGGAUACUUCAGGCUGUACCGCACGUGAUAGCGCUCUUUAUAGUGCCGAUUCAUGUUAUAUCACAUCUGAUUCUUUUGUUUUUGGAAGGGAUAUGGACAACAAGCAUCCAUGAUUGCAUCCAUGGUAACAUCUGGCCUAUAAUGGGAGCAGGAUACCAUACCAUACACCAUACGACAUACAAGCAUAACUAUGGUCACUAUACCAUAUGGAUGGAUUGGAUGUUUGGCUCUCUUAGAGUUCCUUUAACGGAAGAUUGCAGUUACAAGAAGAAAACAAACUGAGAAUGUCCAAAAGUUCACAUUUUUCUUCUUCUUCAUAUGUUCUUCUUCUCGUGACUCUUAAAACUUUCAAAUCACUUUGUUGGAAACAGAAACAUGACCGCAUAAUUUGAUGCAAAGUUUCUGACAUUCUCUUUUAAAAAUCUUUUUAUUAUUAAUCUUGUAUAUGUGUGGGAUAUUUUAGAUUUAAAAUCUGAAAGAUUAUGUAUAA